Molecule: messenger RNA, 348 nt
Organism: Cooperia oncophora
Lineage: Eukaryota; Metazoa; Nematoda; Chromadorea; Rhabditida; Trichostrongylidae
Source: the annotation of a GenBank genome assembly
AUGUUCCUGUACUCAUUGGUGUUCUUUCCGUUGGCAGUUGCUACUCUCAUACCUAGAGAACUUCUUUUUUCUAGUCAGAAAUACACAAAUGUCAAGCUCAGUCCCAAUGGAACGUAUGUUGCCUACAUAGCGUCUGACCAGAACAAAGUGAAGAAUGUGUUUGUCAAAUGCACCAAAUGUAAAAAUGCCCGGCAAGUGACAUUUGAGAAGAGUAAUGAUGUUCACGGUGAGGUUUCUAUCGAUUCUUUCAUUAAUAUCCCAUUCGUUUUGGCGAAGAUUGUCAAAUGGGGCAACAUAGCGUUAAGGAUAGAGCCGCAUGCAUGCGUAGCGCUUCCCGAUAUACAUUAA